AUGUCUCCCAAGAAGAACGCAUCCAGUUCCUCUGCUCAGCAAAAGAACAAAGGGAAGGAGGUCGUCCCUGAGUCUUCUAUUCCCCACUUCGGUCCGGUGGUGGAGAAAGAGGUGGUGGUAGACCCCAACGCCUUCUUCAAGGUGGAAAGAAUCGUUACUCUUUUGGUAAUCCACGAGCUCCCACCCUCUCAAGAAGAGGCCUUGCCGGCCAUUGAAGGCAAGGACGAGGUAGAGGAUGAGGUGCCUCUUGUGCGAAAGAGGCGGGUUCUUGAGGUUAUUCGGGAACCCGAUUUAGAGCGAGUUGUGUCAGGGGCAGCAGCCGGCCCCUCCGGCCAAGGAGAAGAGAUGGAACAAACCGAAGCUCCUAAGCUCCGUACCACUUUCCUAGCUGGGAAAACCGACUCGGUUCCUAUUGUGAAGAGGCCCAGAUUUACGAAGAAGGCCCCUCCGGCAGUGGGAAAUGUCCCAAAAUCUUCUACUAAAGGGAAAGGUACGAGCUCGACAUCUCCGGUGUCUUCCGUCACUGAGAGGAGGAUUCCUCCUCCUCCUCCUCCACCUCGGUUCGCGCCUCCUCAAGAUCAAGUUAUACAAGAUGAUACUCCAGUUCCCCCUGCCCAAUUGCGACCGUCCGAAUACCAGUAG
This is a messenger RNA of Humulus lupulus (European hop), 642 nucleotides long. RefSeq lists its product as uncharacterized. The coding region runs from base 1 to 642 and encodes 213 amino acids. The transcript is spliced from 3 exons. The record is from RefSeq and is a predicted model, not a curated record. Lineage: Eukaryota; Viridiplantae; Streptophyta; Magnoliopsida; Rosales; Cannabaceae.